Messenger RNA from Epinephelus moara (kelp grouper), 3719 nucleotides. Its product is annotated as G-protein coupled receptor 61-like. Bases 482 to 1885 code for a protein of 467 amino acids. Gene Ontology annotation, molecular function: G protein-coupled receptor activity. Gene Ontology annotation, biological process: G protein-coupled receptor signaling pathway. The transcript is spliced from 2 exons. Lineage: Eukaryota; Metazoa; Chordata; Actinopteri; Perciformes; Serranidae. Gene Ontology annotation, cellular component: plasma membrane; endosome; signaling receptor complex. The record is from RefSeq and is a predicted model, not a curated record.
GGUGUCUUUGCAUGCAUUUACAUCAGCAUCAUUUCAGGAAAAAACCUCUGCUGCCACAGCUCAAGUCAUCCAGGGAGGAGGAUGCACGAGGCAGACCAAGGGAUGGGAAGAGACACGGGCUCGUGUGGUGGGGAGCACCUCAUCAGCAUUUACAAGGUGCAGUGAUUGAUGUCCACUGUGUACCUCAGCAGUGGGAGCUACACCAGGUUUUCAUCCUCAGAGACCAAAAGCAGCAGACAGCUGCAUCAGGAAAUACUCUGAUUCAGGGUGGGUUGUGGCUGAUGGCAGACAUGGAGACUUUCUAAAUGGACAGGAAUCAUAAAAUCAGAACCUCCUGACGAUUGCAGCAUCAUCCUCUGGACUCCAAGAUAGCCUUUGACCUCAUUUUCAAGCCGCUGUUUUCUGGCCGUACUUCCUGGCUUUGAAGGAUGGGUGAUGGGCCUGUGACUGCUCCUGCCUGCCUGCCUCAUCCCACCCUUCAAUGGAGCCGAUGUGGAACUCCUCCCACCCACCUCCACAGCUCAUGUCCAACAUGUCUGCCUCCUAUCUGCCCGAGGGCUGGGCUCUGUCCCAGUCGCUAGCCCUGCUGGCCAUGCUGCUCAUGGAUCUGCUGGCUGUGGUGGGUAAUGUGGCUGUCAUGGCGGUCAUUGCUAAGGCCCCACAGCUCCACAAGUUUGCCUUCGUUUUCCACCUGUGCGUGGUGGACCUGCUGGCAGCCCUGGUGCUGAUGCCUCUCGGCAUGCUCUCAAGCCGAGCCUUCUUCGGGGAGGCCCUGUGCCGGAGCUACCUCUUCCUCAGUGUGUGCCUGGUUAGCGCUGCCAUCCUCUCUAUCUCUGUAAUCAAUGUGGAGCGGUAUUACUACAUCAUACACCCGAUGCGCUAUGAAGUGAAGAUGACUGUUGGCCUGGUAGCGUCAGUUCUGGUGGGGAUAUGGGUCAAAGCCUUGGUCAUGUCUGUUCUGCCGCUGCUCGCUUGGUUCCUGCAAGGUGGACGAACUCCUCUUCUGGAGAGUAGUGGGGUUGGGGGAGGAGGAGGUGGGGCUGUCCCAUCUCCACCUGCUCAGGGUCACAGGCGCUGCUCACUACAUUGGACAGGUGGAGGGUCAAACCGUUUGGCCUUUAUGGUCCUGUUCACUCUGGUGUAUUUCUUGUGUCCACUACUGGUCAUUCUUGUUGUGUAUUGCAAUAUGUUCAAAGUGGCUCGGGUAGCAGCCAUGCACCAUGGGCCUCUGCCUACCUGGAUGGACACGCCUCGUCGCCAGCGGUCAGAGUCACUCAGCAGCCGUUCCACGAUGGUCACCAGCUCUGGGACAGGGACUGGGACGGGCAGAGCGACUCCGCAGCGUCCCUUUGGGGGAGGAAAGGCUGCAGCAGUGUUGGCAGCAGUCGGCGGACAAUUCCUCUGCUGCUGGUUGCCCUACUUUACUUUUCACCUGUAUUCUGCACUGGCUGCCAGCCCUCCAGCCACGCUCGCCUCACUGGAGGAGGUGGUCACCUGGAUUGGCUACUUCUGCUUCACGUCCAAUCCCUUCUUCUACGGCUGUCUCAACAGACAGAUCCGGGAGGAGCUGGGCAAGCACCUGCCCUGUCUGUUUCGUCGAGCGGGGGUUGAGUUGGAGGACAGACUGCCCAGCCGUGAAGGAUCCAUAGAGGAGAAUUUCCUUCAGUUUCUUCAGGGCACCGGCUGCAACUUGGAUCCUCAAAACUCUCACAGCACCUCCAGCCCUAAAGGGGAGGCCUGCUGCCCCGUGGCUCAGUCCCAACCAGCGGAGCCAGCGCAGCCCAUACCGAUAGAUUUCCGUAUCCCUGGACAAAUUGCAGAGGAGACUUCAGAGUUUAUUGAGACCGAACAGGCGAAAAACAACCAUAUAUACACAGACAAUUAAGUUCUAAUGUCUUUAUUUCCUAAAAAAUUAUUUCAAUCAUUCAAAUAUGAACUGUGCCAGGAGUUAUUUCAGUGAAAACAUGUUUCUCUAUUUCUACUGAAAGCUGUCCAACAGGUAGCUCAGUUAAUUAAAAUUACUUUAAAGUAUAUCUUCGAAUCAUUGCACUUUGCAUCAUCAGAUUUCAUCCUUAAAAAGUCACAAUUAAAUGCAGUUGUUUCAGAUGCAUUUCUGUUGUUUGUGAACAGGGAAAUUACUGCUUGAGUUUAAAAAUGGCAAAAACAACCUUCCACACUACACCGCUCAGCUCUGUACAGUACAUGGCAUUUAUGACAACUAUUGGUGUAACUUGUUAAAGCCUUUUUAAAGAUAAAAACAUUGAUCAUACAUAUGUUUGAUUCGAUGAAGGUCACUUCUUCAGAGUUAAAUGUUUUCAGAACAUCCCUUUGCUGAAAUACACGACUCCCUCACAAUUACUGACUUUACUAUUGUGUGAUGAAGCUCUGCUGUGAGAACAAUCACCUUUGGUGUUCAGAAAUGAAGAUUAAACGGCUCCACACACCAACUGAUACUGUAUUUGUAACUGCCAAAUCAGUCAUGUUUUUGAGACUCAGCUAAGUUGAUUAUUUUUGAAUAAGUAAUGUCAAAGAAGACAGCAAUAAAAUACACAAAAUUACAAGUAUUUGGGGGAUCCAUUGAAGGAAUAGCACUACUGUCACUUUUAAUUGGUAGCUGUGCUCUCAUCAGUGAUAAUGCCACUUUUAACCCUCAUGCCAGUCUAAUUAUAAUCGAUUAGGAGGCGUACGUAUCGUGGCUGAACUCUCAUGGAAUUGCAGCGAGUUGUUUACAGAUAACCACCUGACUUUUCCUUUCUUUGGUGCUUGUCCAAACACAUCUUUUAUUUUUAUUUCCUAAACAGCAGAUCUGUUGUGAUUCAGUUCGGGAUGCAGGUUAACUUUAUAACUCAUCUUAAGAGUCACCCAGCUUUCUGCCAUGUGAUGUAUUUAUCAGUGUAUUUGGAUAUAGAUCUUAAAAAUCAGUAUUCUCUUCAUGACUGCAUUACAUUCAAAUAUGAUUCUAUUUCUUACAUUUGUUAAAUGUACUAAAUUGUAUGUUAUGUUUGGUAAAACUGUAUAAGUUUGGGUUGUGUGUUUCACCCAGCACGCCCAUUUUUCUUUUUAUUGGUGUAAAUUUGUUAUGAUUUUCAUUACAAGGAAGCUGAUGUAUUUUGACAUGUAUGCAGUAACUGCCUUCUUUAUUUGUUUUUUAACCCAGAAGGAGAAUACAUUUAGAUUUAGUUUGACUCCCCUGCUCAUCAGGGUUUUUACAGUACCUCACAUGCAGGAAGAAAACAUUACGUUACAGUCCUGCACUGGUCAGUGUCAAGUACGACUCCUGCACACUUUAUUCUGAUGUUGCAAGGAGAAUAAAGCAGGUGCGACUUGCUCGUUUAUUAGUAAUGAGGGUGCAGACUUUGCUAAUCUUUUGAUGAUGACAUGAAGUGGUCUUUUAUAGCAAACUGUUAGGGAUCAAUAUGAUAAAUGUAUAAUGUUUGAUUGAAAUGACUUUCUUACGUAACGUGGAUACAGGGUUUUUAAGAUAUUUUUUGAGUGACGAUGCCAAUCCAAAAUCAAAAGCUUGUUGAGCUUGAUAUCCUCUUUUCAUCCCGUCUGAAUAUCCCAAACUGUGAAUGAUGUUUGUGUUAGGAUUUUCACUUGUUCAGAGGUUGUUUUUUAUGCUGUGAUUAAAAUAAAAGAAUGACUUCCACUGUACUGCAAUGACAUGAAUGUGUUUUAGAAAAAUACACGGCUAAAAGUUGAGUGAGAGAUGCUGUUGU